AUGAAUUAUUAUUCAAUACGAACUUAUGAGGAAAAAUCCUUGUUUCUUGACCUUUUUGAGGAGCAAAACGUGUUCUUGUCAGUUAGUGGUCCUAGAUUGUUUCCGUUAAAGAAUAGAAGAAAGUUUUCUCUGAUAGCUUGGCCUUCCUUGGAGGAGUUAUCACAAACACCUUCUAGUGGGAACAUUGAGGUUGAAGAAGAGUCGCUUAGUCAAGAUCAAGGGUUAGAAGAAUCUAAUGAAGACUUUGCUAAGCAUUGGGGUGAUUCAAGUGAUGAAGAUUCAAGUGAUGUCAAAGAGAUUGAUGCAAGUUAUUCGUCGACUUUUGUGUGGUUUGAUUUGAAGAUUUCUAAAAGUUUUGAAUUCAAUAUGUGUACAAGAGUUUUGAAGCGGGUGACAUUGGAGUUCUUAAAUGAGGUUGUCAACAAGCAAUUGGUGAACUUUAGUGAUAAGGUGGUUUGUGUGGAACAAGAGCUUCAUAACCUUAAGCAAGAGCAUGAAGGCUUGAGGGGGAGCACCUUCAAGGAGAUCGAGUCUAUGCAACAGGAUUUGAUCCAACGUUUUAUUGAUGCAAAUUAUCGUGUGGAUACAAUGAAGGAUUCUGCGUGUAUUGAUAAGUUGAAGAUUGAAAUUUCGACUUUCUAUGGUGGGAUUUGUGAAGGGUUGGAAUCUUGGGUUGAAUCUACUGAGAAUUUGUUUGAAUUGCUAAAUGUGACUAGGGAUAGUGUUAAGAUCUCUAUUGCUAUCCAAGGUUUGCGACAUAUAGCUAAGAAUUGGAGUGUACUAUACUUGCGUAAUCUAGAUGGAAGUGAGCAUAAUGGGCAUGAUUUUAGAGAAGCAAUAUACAAUAGGUUUUGGAGUAUCGACAUUGGUUAUGAAAUCCAAUAUGAUUUGUAUGAACUUGUUCAAGGUGACAUGGAUGUUGAGUCUUAUAUUGCUAAAUUUAAGAAGUUGUGCUUCAAUGGUGGUAGUGAUGACUUGAAUGAAGUCUAUCGAUGGGGUAGUAGCAUCAAUUGUAUAAGUGAGGAGUUUGUUAGAGUUAAUCACUUAGAGGUGAAUGACUUAAGUGAACCUUACAAAUUAUGUUGGUUGCAUGGUGGAAUGGAAUUGAGCGUUACUCAAAGUGCUAAGGUGGAUCUUCGCAUUGGGGAUCUUGUUACUAGUGAGUUGCUUGAUAUAGUACCUAUGACUGCGUUGGUGGAGUUGAGAUCAUUAUCACCUUGGGAGAGUGAGCAUAUCAUGUUUAAGAAACGUGAGCUUUCUAAAGCGUUGUGCAAAGUGAAGGAUGUACAACAAAAUAAAAAGGAAGGUACAUUCGAGGAGGGUGAAUCGAGUGGUGGUAAGUUUGCUGUGAGAACUUGGCCUUCUUUGGAGGAGUUAUCAAUAACACCUUCUAGUGGGAACAUUGAGAUUGAAGAAGAGUUGCUUAGUCAAGAUCAAGGGUUGGAAGAAUCUAAUGAAGACUUUGGUUACCAUUGGAGUGAUUCAAGUGAUGAAGAUUCAAGUGAUGUCAAAGAGAUUGAUGCAAGUGAGUUUGUUCCAAAUAGCAAGCGUCUCGAAGAAAUUUAA
Oldenlandia corymbosa var. corymbosa is the source of this 1566-nucleotide messenger RNA. The record is from the annotation of a GenBank genome assembly. NCBI's taxonomy places the organism in Eukaryota, Viridiplantae, Streptophyta, Magnoliopsida, Gentianales, Rubiaceae.